Molecule: messenger RNA, 897 nt
Organism: Symbiodinium sp. CCMP2456
Lineage: Eukaryota; Dinophyceae; Suessiales; Symbiodiniaceae
Source: the annotation of a GenBank genome assembly
GAUUUGCUUCCCGAGCCUUCAACAGAACACUUCACCUUUGACGAGAGACUGGAUUCGGCCGCGACCGUCACCGGGAAGGGCAAGUCCAACCAGAAGGCAAAAACGUUAGCUGACAACGUGAACCAGUCCUUGCAAGAGCUCAACAAGCACUACAAAGAUCUGACAGGACUCCAGGCCUCAGUCGCCACUGAAAGCAAGGAGUCAGAGCUUCAGAGGCAUAAGAAAGAGGCGCUGAAACUCUUUGUCGAGUGCACCAAGACGGAUCUUUCACUCAACAACUGGGUCAUGAUGUUGAAUGUGCUGAUGUGUCCUCCGAUGGACGAGGAAUCCGGCGAGUCAUCCAGCGAUGAUUUGGUGGACGAGCUCCUCAUGGGAUUGGCUUCUGGUGUUCAUGACCCGAUGCUCAGACGUCUGGCAAAAUGUGCCCGAGCCAAAGAUGAGGCAAACGUGUGCCGCAACCUACACCGACUGCUAAAGCACAAAGAUUUUACGCUACAAGUUCGGAUCAGCUAUGCCAACAUUGAUAUCAAGCAUGCCACGAAGCGCCGGCAUCUAGACAAAGUUCCCUGGCCUGUAAUUCGGCUGUCGGAAUGGGUUCGCUUUGUGAUGGAAACACAGGGAGGUCAGCUUUUGCUUGCUGGCCACACACUCACUCAGAGCCACCUUGGGGAGCCUAUUUUGGAAGACUUCUGGAACAAGUAUGAACGCGUAGACGCUGGGCAUAUUGUGUUCAGUCUUGGCUUAAAUCGCAGACGAACCUUGCCUUUCAUGCUCCACGGCGACGAAGGCCGUGGCCGGAUGAAGCAACCUUUGUUGAUAGUGGCUUACCAGGGUAUAUUGUCCCAUCUGGGUGUGGGUCGUUUGAACCAAAGCGGGCGACUUUGUCCAAUUGGAUAA